CUUCGUCGACAUGCAACCCUCAACUCCCAAAAAAUCUUCUUUCCAAAAACCCAAGAUAACAUUAAUUAAUAAUAUUAAUAAUUAGGUUUUCUCAAUCCCCAAAUUUCUAAAUAUAUUUACCGACACUGUUUGUUUCACAAGUAGCAUAAAUCUAAACAAAACUCUCAAAGAUUUCUUCAGGAUUUCUCAUUCUCAUAUAUUCAUUCGCUGAUCGUUUUCUUCAUUCCGUUUCUGUUGUUAAAUGCAGUCAUCCGGAACGAUAGAAAUGCAUAGGUUUACACAUCUUUUUCUCUAUUUCCAUUGCUGAGGAAGAAUGUCUGUGAGGAAACAAAGACCGGAUGCAGAUCAUUUAUCAGGAGCUUCUCUUUCUGACCUCUUAAAUUUAGAUGAUGAAGAAAACUAUAGUGAUGAGUUAGAUGAUGAAGAGACACCAUCUGCAGGUGCAAAACGGAAGCUUGCAAACUUUUUAUCUGUAUCUGGUAAUGAUUUAUGUGCAGAUUGUGGAUCACCUGAUCCAAAAUGGGUAUCUGCAAAUCUUGGAGUAUUUGUUUGCAUCAAGUGUUCUGGAGUACAUAGAAGCCUUGGAGUGCACAUAUCAAAGAUAUUAUCAGUGAAUCUGGAUGAAUGGACAGAGGAAGAUGUUGAUAAUGUGAUACAACUUGGUGGAAAUACCGCGAUAAAUUUGAAAUAUGAGGACAGCAUUCCAAACAACUUUAGGAAACCGCUACCGGAUGCUUCCAUAGACGAGCGUACAGAUUUUAUCAAGAGAAAGUAUGUAAUGCAACAAUUUUCAAACCCUGACGAGCACCUGUCUUGCCCCUUCACUCCAGCAGCCAUCAACUGCAGUUCAACAGGAGUGAAUCCUGUAGUGGAAAAGAAAUAUUUAAACAGUAUGCGUUUACAUAAUUUUGGUCAAGCAUUUCUCAACACCAGAAAAAGAAAAGAUGCCGAAAAGAAAAGUAAUUCAAUGGCAGGUAUGGUGGAAUUUGUUGGUAUGAUAAAAGUCAAUGUGGUCAGCGGCACAAACCUUGUUAUCAGAGAUGUGAGGAGUAGUGAUCCUUAUGUUAUGAUCUCAUUAGGAACCCAAUCAAUGAAGACACGAGUUAUAAGGAGCAGCCUCAAUCCCGUCUGGAAUGAAAAGUUAAUGUUAUCGAUUCCUCACGAUGUUCCACCUUUGAAAGUGUUAUGCAGAACGUUUUUGACAAGGAUAAGUUUUCAACGGAUGAUUUUAUGGGUGAGGCUGAGAUUGAUAUCCGACCCUUGGUUUCUGUUGCCAAAGCGUUAGAGAACAAUGGUAAUGCCAACGGGCCAUCAAAGCAACUUGAAAACAUGGAUGAAGGAAAAGACAAAAAUACCCAUGUCAAUAACGGUACCAUCACAGUGACAGACGGGAAGGCAAAGCAAGACAUUGCGCUAAAGCUGCAAAACGUUGAGAGCGGUGAACUGCAGAUAGAGAUUGAAUGUGUGGCUCUAACCCAAUAGCAUGGAAGCAGUUUAUGAUAUGCAGUUGUUACUGUGAAGGGAGUGGCUGUUGAGUGUGAUUAUUGUUUCUUGUGUGUUAAAUCUACAUGUGCAUGUAAGACUUUUCCGGCCAUUUUUAUGAACUGUGUAAACCGAUUUGUGUCAAUUAUAUGAGAAACUUAUAAAAAAAGGUCAAA
This is a messenger RNA of Helianthus annuus (common sunflower), 1658 nucleotides long. Its product is annotated as probable ADP-ribosylation factor GTPase-activating protein AGD11. Lineage: Eukaryota; Viridiplantae; Streptophyta; Magnoliopsida; Asterales; Asteraceae. Gene Ontology annotation, molecular function: phospholipid binding; GTPase activator activity. Bases 314 to 1285 code for a protein of 323 amino acids. The transcript has 10 exons. The record is from RefSeq and is a predicted model, not a curated record.